Columba livia (rock pigeon) is the source of this 4760-nucleotide messenger RNA. It is a transcript of the gene CACNG4, whose product is annotated as calcium voltage-gated channel auxiliary subunit gamma 4. Gene Ontology annotation, cellular component: postsynaptic density membrane; voltage-gated calcium channel complex; AMPA glutamate receptor complex. The transcript is spliced from 4 exons. NCBI's taxonomy places the organism in Eukaryota, Metazoa, Chordata, Aves, Columbiformes, Columbidae. Gene Ontology annotation, molecular function: voltage-gated calcium channel activity; channel regulator activity. The coding region runs from base 141 to 1127 and encodes 328 amino acids. Gene Ontology annotation, biological process: neurotransmitter receptor transport, postsynaptic endosome to lysosome; postsynaptic neurotransmitter receptor diffusion trapping; regulation of AMPA receptor activity. The record is from RefSeq and is a predicted model, not a curated record.
CGGGCGGCUCCCCCCAGCUCCCCCUCCCCGCCGCCGCCUCCGCCCCCCGCCCCGUGACUCGGCUGCCUCCCGCGGGCGGCGGCGGCUGCCGGGCGGUGUCGUGCGGACCCCCCGCGCCGGUGCGGGGACUAUGAAGCACCAUGGUGUGGUGUGACCGUGGCGUCCAGAUGCUGCUGACCACUGUGGGCGCCUUCGCCGCCUUCAGCCUCAUGGCCAUCGCCAUCGGCACCGACUACUGGCUCUACUCCAGCGCCCACAUCUGCAACGGCACCAACAUCACGACGGACGAGGCGCAGGGGCCGCCGCGGCGGGCGCGGGGCGACCUCACGCACUCGGGGCUCUGGAGGAUUUGCUGCCUCGAAGGAAUCUACAAAGGACAUUGCUUCCGAAUCAACCACUUCCCUGAAGACAAUGACUAUGACCAUGACAGCUCAGAAUACCUUCUCCGCAUCGUCCGCGCCUCCAGCGUGUUCCCCAUCCUGAGCACCAUAUUGCUGUUGCUGGGAGGACUGUGUGUCGGAGCAGGGAGGAUUUACAACAGCAAAAACAACAUUAUUCUCAGCGCUGGGAUUCUCUUUGUUGCCGCAGGACUAAGUAAUAUCAUAGGAAUCAUUGUCUACAUAUCAAGUAAUGCAGGUGACCCAAGUGACAAGCGAGAUGAGGACAAAAAGAAUCAUUACAACUAUGGCUGGUCUUUUUAUUUUGGAGCCUUGUCUUUUAUUGUGGCCGAAACCAUAGGUGUUCUGGCUGUGAACAUUUAUAUUGAGAAGAACAAAGAGCUGAGGUUUAAGACCAAGAGGGAAUUCCUUAAGACUUCUUCCAGUUCUCCUUAUGCCAGGAUGCCAAGUUACAGGUACAGGAGGCGGAGGUCCAGAUCCAGUUCUCGAUCUACAGAGCCUUCUCCAUCUAGAGACAUUUCUCCGGUUGGCAUGAAGAUAGCAAGCACCAUUCCCAUGAACGAAAUCUCCAUGUACACCCUGUCCAGAGAGCCCUUGAAGGUCACGACGGCUGCCAGCUACAACGCAGACCAAGAAGCCAGUUUUCUGCAGGUUCACAACUUCCUUCAGAAGGAAUUUAAGGAAGGACUCCAUGUCAACAUGGUCAACAGGAGAACGACACCUGUUUGAAGCACCUUCCUUCCUCACGCUUCCUGAAGAAAUACCGAAACAGAAUGGAUCUGUCGUGAAAGAGAAGGAGUGACGUUAAAAUACCCUCUCACGUCUUUAACUGUGGCAUGUGUUGAGGUAGCAAGUGGAGAUCCUCUGGACCAACAUAAAGAUAUUACACGCCCGUAGCUUUUUUUGAAGCUAUUCGGAGUUUGUUUCUUUGAGUUCUUGGUGUCACGAGAUGAAGGCGGUUCAUGUCCCUGCGCUUCUGCAGUGUGUACAGAGUCUUGGAGAAACUGCGAAGGACUUGCCACCGGUGUGUUUUAAAGGAUUACAGAAAAAUUGUUGUAUGACUUUCAUUUUCUUUUCUAAUAUUGCGAUCCCUUAAUACAAACUCGCAAACAUAAUUUAUAACCAAGCCCAAGGAUGGAUACGAACUGCUCAUCAAGUGAGCCACUUUGACACAGCAUAAGCUUUGCCUCUUUCCAAAAAAAGAAAAAAAAAAAAAAAAAGAAAAUAUUUUUGAAGGCAACACUUUGUAAAACUGACCUGUGCUACCAAACCGUAGAGACCCCGCGUACUGAGCAUUAUGGACCCCCGAUGGGGCGGUGAGGGGUUCUCCCGUUUCGGGGUGCAAGGCGUCCCUCGGGGCAGCGCGGGCUAGGGACAAGAGGGUGGGUGCAUCUUGAAACACUUAGGAAGGGAAGGAUUAAAGUAGGUGGGACUUGCGCAUAUUUGCAAAUAUCAUCUCUUGCCUAACAUUUAGAAAACUUGAAUUCUCAUUUCGACUAGCCCUAGUGCCUGAUCUGGCAAGGUGCUGAGUGCUGUCUGUCAGGAGCCCCUAUAGACUACGUAUAGCCAGAGUGAGAUGCGGAGCUGAGCCGGGGCGGUUCCCCACACCGCCGUUCCUGUUUUCCUUACCGCUUCACAAGUGCAACACUAACGCUACUGGAAACUAAGAUAUCUCAGCAACGCGUGUGAGCAAACCAGAAGCUAAUACGUUCGGACUAGCGAAUCUUCCUGCAGCAAUGGGAACCGAGCGUCAACAGAAUGGAUGACAACUUUGUAUUUUUCAAAACAGAACAAAAAUAAUCACCGUUUAUGAGAUAUUUAUUAAACUCUUUUUAUUAUGAAUAAGUGCCGCAUGGUGCAAGGUAUAGUUGCUUUUGGAUGGAAAUGAUGGUCGACCUAAUUUAAUUUAUUUUGUAAUGAUGAAUCUACUUACGUGCAGAGAGCCCAGAGAAAACUCUAUGCAUCACCUAAGGGGGGAACGAGUUUGUACCCUUUGCUUCUGUAUGUUUCUAAAAAAGUCUGAUUUCUUUUUUUUCUUUUAAAUUCCUCCUUUCAGUUUUUACCCUUAGGCUUGGAAUCUCAACGUUUGAGGGCCCGACUCAAAGGUAACUUGAUUUAAUAGUACCCAUGUUGAAUUUAGUGACCACUCAACCAAGCCAUACGAGAAUGAGGUGCCCAAUUCCCCUUGGAUGAAUUAGGUGCAGUGAGAGAGGAGCAUCUAAUUCCUGUACAUUCCUUUGAACACACCCGUCAUCUUUGCUACCAGAAGACUAGAGGUGACAAGAAAACAAUUGUUUCGACAGCUUACGUCAUUGAUGGUGGGAGAUCUCAGCCAAACUGCUAAAACCUCUUUAGUCUUAAAUUAUCCAGCGAUGGCCACAGCGUCAGACAGUCAGUGGUCUUUUGGAUACGAGGCUUUCAGCUAGUGGAGCCAAGUCCUCCCGAGAAAUCCCGGAGGAGCUGCCUUAACAUCCCAAAAAGCAAGUUGAGCCCUCUCUGCCCCUCCUAGUAAAGCCCACUUAAGCCUCUCUCCUUGCAAGAACUAAGACAUAAGUCUCAAUAUUAAGCAAAAGUCUUCCCCUAGUCGCUGUUGAGCUCUGCCCAGCCCUCAGCCUGGCGGAGCGACACCGUUAUUCUGGCAGAGGUGGGUUGGAGCCUUCAUCCCUGCUUAUCAAGAGUUUCCAUUCAGGUUAAAACUCUGCUGGAAUCCUUUUUCAAACCUCUGAACUCUGAGAGCUAAAGAGAAUGGAGUGAUGGGAAUGAUUUAAAAGUAGAAAAUGUUGUGCUACUUUCUGUAUCAACACACUAUGGAGAAAGAUAUUACACAAACUUUUUAAAAGAAAAUUUAAACCUAGGCAGACAAGAAAACUUUUAUACCUACUUUUCGGCUAGGACAACAUAAAAGCGUUCUAAAAUUAUUAAAGUUCUUGAUGAAAGGUUUUUUUUAUAAGAAUCUUUAUGCUUUCAAACAAUAAAUUAUUUCCUACUUUUUGAGACUUCGUAAUAUUAAAAUACUUUGAUUAGCUAUGAUAGAAGUAGAAGUUUGCAAUGAAAAAAAAAACCUUCUGUCUCAUUAGUGUGUCAUACUAAGUGCUAAUUAAUUUACAUCUAAUUAUAGUUGAUGUAUUUUUCAAGUGCAAUUUCCCAGAACUAUUUGUUUCCCACCGUGUUAAUAAACUAAUAGUUAGAAAUAAGUCCUCAUCCGUGUUUACUGUAAUUAAGAAUAAAACCAUUCCCUUUAAAACCAGGAGUUAGAUUUAGGCUGUUUCUCUAAACUCAUGUACAUUGAACUGGAAGUCGACAGUGUGAGGUUUUGCUUCGCGCCUUGGUUUUGUUCUUUCAAUCGUCAUUCUCCAGUGACCGUGUUUAAACCAACCAUCUGAUCUAGCCCAAGUCUAAGAGCCCGGGUCAGACCUGCAAAGGCACAUGCAGUAUUUUCACACCACAUCAGCAAAAAAAUGGAGCUGUAACGGGGAAAUAUUAUAUUAAUGGGAUGCUCAUGGGAUACGGGUCUGGACAGGGAACAAAGGCACAGGGAGCAAACAGCGACCAGAGUUUCAUUCUGCGGGAGAAUGGGGGCUGUGAUUUCAAACUCAUGCUCUAUGUCUAACUGCAGUGAAGCAUUUUGUUCUACCAAAGCAAAUUAAAAAAAGUGGUUUCAUUUAAAAAUUCCUGUUUCAAAAAUCCUCCAAAUGUCAGUUUUCUCCUGUGGAAAACUCUGAUUCUGAUAGAACUGAAAAAUGUGCAUCAUUCCUGCCCAUGAACAGUGUCUUGCUCCAUGGCUGAAUUAUCUGAACAGGAUUAGAUUGUGUUGAGACUUCAAAACCACUCAGUGAUAGGUUAAAAUAUAUAUAUAUAUAUACUUAUAUAUAUAUAAAAAUCCGUUCUUCCACAUCUCUCUGGUUAUCCCUGGACAGCAUCCAACACAAAUUAGCCCCUAUUUCUCAACAAGGCCUGCAGAAAUAAUCAUCAUCAUACAACUCACAAUGAUCAGUCUUUUGGUAUUAUCCUACAACAGCAGACCUAUAAAAACAAAUGCUAUUGUUUCAGGUUUGAUUUUCUGAGAAACAAAGUUUCAGGUCCAGCAUCAGCUCUCUCUUCCUGGUUUCUCAUACACAGCAGAAGUAAAAUAAGAAAUCACUCCAUAUGCCCGUCCAUCUAACAAUGAACUAUUUUUAUAUUUCCUUUUCUUUCUGUACGGAUCACAUAUCCACAAGGGCUAAUAUAUCAUGUCCCUUGAGGUUACAUUUCUGUCUGCAGUUCUAAAGUGUUAUUUCCACUGUGCUUCAGUUCUACUGGUAUAAUCACAACCAUGUAUAAUGUACUUAAUCCUUACUUUUUAAAUAAACCAUUUUAAAUGUA